This is a messenger RNA of Cavia porcellus (domestic guinea pig), 7777 nucleotides long. It is a transcript of the gene Znf569, whose product is annotated as zinc finger protein 569. Bases 1549 to 3501 code for a protein of 650 amino acids. NCBI's taxonomy places the organism in Eukaryota, Metazoa, Chordata, Mammalia, Rodentia, Caviidae. Gene Ontology annotation, biological process: regulation of DNA-templated transcription. The transcript has 11 exons. The record is from RefSeq and is a predicted model, not a curated record.
AAGCACCGCAAGAAACAUCGACACAAUUCUUAUAGCUUCUCUUAUCGCUUCGGACUCCUAAAUCCCAUGUGACCAACAUUCAGGAGCCUGGAUCUCAAAACUGAAACUUCUUUGUCUCCCAAAGCCCAGGCCGUUAAGUAGGUUGGUCACAUAUAUUUUUACGGCUUCUUACGCGCAACGAGCGUGGCCAUCUCCUAAGAGGAGCUCCCAUACGGUUCUUGCUUCUUAGAGAAGAGAAAGUCCAAAGGAAUGCUGGCAGUCCUGCCCUCCAUGUCACCCUAGUGAACCUUCAAGGUGGACCGCAGACAGCGCUCCCGCCAGAACUACAGAAACUGCUUCUGUAGCCUAGAAACCUCAAAGGCUCCUGGUUUCCACUGCUUCAGGGUCGCAUCUCUGGACAACGGUGGUUGGCACCGUGAUGCAGACAGGUGCUGGCACAUGCGCAUGCGCAAUGGCAGGCGGAGCUCGAACUCCAGGCGGCCAGACAGGCACAGCUGGACAUGGUAGACCCUAUCUCCCAGAGAAUGUGCCCCUAGUCUUCCUCUUCCACAACCUAAUCCACCAGACUUCUAAAUUGCUACUUCGGCCCAGUGGUAAUUGAGAGUCACAUAACUGGGCAUGCCAGAUUCCCAAAAUGUGUCAGAUGAGGGUGUGGAUGAUACUGAGUCUGCAAGUGGGAAAGAAUCCUAAAAAAAAAAAGGCAUUAACUGAGAACUCCUGCAUCCGUUAUAGGUGGCCCUGACUUUGACCUCAAACUCCAGGGAGCCCUGUGUCUGAGAAGAGUCUUCUAUGAAAUGAUAUACAAACACAAGCAGAAGUACAACAAGAAAAAUGGCUUCAAGCUAAGAAGAACGCUUCUUCCUAGUGCCCUGCAAUGUGGUGAAUGUCUUAUUUCCCACAUUACUUCUAUCACAACACCUGAGGAUGAGGCAAGUGACGUCGCUGCUCCUCACACUUUUUACCAUGGCACUCCUCCCACCCAAGACACUCAGGCGUAAAUCUCAUGAAAUCAACUGCAUCAGGCUCUUCUCUUGAGAAAUGGAAGUGACCUCAGAUGACUGAGCGCAAUUGGUCUGAGUCUCUUACUCAACAGCCUGGUUCUUUGUAUCCUGAAGGAAGAGUUGAGCAAGACCACAGGCAUAUUAAGAAAGAGCGGUAAUACACUCAUCAGAGCAGGAGUGGGCCUAUGAGAAAACUGGAGAGCAAGUUUGACUGAGAGUGCCCAUCUGUUCUAGGUUUUGAGGUAGUAAAAUAGAACAAGGCAGAACAAAGCAAAUCAAGACAAUGCAGUGAAAUUGGUACAGAACAUCACAGCAGGAUACCAGGAUAACAGAAGUCCACCUCCUCAGACUUUGGCCUUUCCUAGAAAGAAGAGGAAAUGGCUGAAUCCCAGCUGUGUGCCUGGCCAAAAAUUGAGAAGAAAGAAAAAAUAGAUACUGGAGUAGGAGAAUAAAGGAAACAGUAACAUUCAGAGAUGUGGCUAUUGACUUCACCAAGGAGGAAUGGAAGCAAUUGGAUCCUGCUCAGAGGAACCUGUACCGGAAUGUUAUGCUAGAAAACUAUAACAACUUAAUCACAGUGGGCUAUCCAUUCACCAAACCUGAUGUGAUUUUCAAGUUGGAGCAAGAAGAAGACCCAUGGGUGGUAGAGGAAGAAGUUCUAAGGAGACACUAUCCAGGAGAAAUAUGGGGAAUUGAUGAGCAUCAGAAAACCCAGGACAAAUUUUUGACACACCUUUUCAAGAAAACACUGACUAAAGAAGUCAAUGAAUGUCACAAGAAAUUCACAAAUGCAUUUCCUCUGAAUUCAGAUUUUAUUUCUUCCAGACAUAACCUCUAUGAAUAUGAUUUGUUUGAAAACUGUUUAGAACAUAAUUUUGACUGUCAUAAUGUGAAAUGCCUUAUAAGAAAGGAACAUUUUGAAUAUAGUAAAGUUGUGAAUUCAUAUGGCAAUAGUUCAUCCUCUCUUGUAGUAACACCCUUUAAGUGUAAUCAUUGUGGAAGAGGUUUUAGUCAAACAUUGGACCUCAUCAGACACCUAAGAAUUCAUUCUGGAGAGAAACCCUACGAAUGUAACAAAUGUAGAAAAGCCUUUAAUCACAAAGAAAAGCUCAUUAAACAUCACAAAAUUCACAGUAGAGAACAGUCUUAUGAAUGUAAUGAAUGUGGGAAGACUUUUAUUAAAAUGUCAAAUCUUAUUAGACAUCAAAGAAUUCAUACAGGAGAGAAACCCUAUGCAUGUAAUGAAUGUGGGAAAUCCUUCAGCCAGAAAUCAAAUCUCAUUGAUCAUGAAAAAAUUCAUACUGGAGAGAAACCUUAUGAAUGUAAUGAGUGUGGAAAAGCCUUCAGCCAGAAACAAAGCCUCAUUGCACACCAGAAAGUUCACACUGGAGAGAAACCUUAUGCUUGUAAUGAAUGUGGUAAAGCCUUCCCUCGAAUUGCAUCCCUUGCUCUUCACAUGAGAAGUCACACAGGAGAAAAACCUUACAAAUGUGACAAAUGUGGAAAAGCCUUUUCUCAAUUUUCCAUGCUUAUUAUACAUGUGAGAAUACACACAGGUGAGAAACCCUAUGAAUGCAAUGAGUGUGGAAAAUCUUUCUCUCAAAGCUCGGCCCUUACAGUACAUAUGAGAAGUCACACUGGUGAGAAACCUUAUGAAUGUGAGGAAUGUAGGAAAGCCUUCAGCCACAAGAAAAACUUCAUUACACACCAGAAAAUUCAUACUAAAGAGAAACCUUAUGAAUGUAAUGAAUGUGGGAAAGCUUUUAUUCAGAUGUCAAAUCUUGUUAGACACCAGAGAAUUCAUACUGGAGAAAAACCUUAUGUAUGUAAGGAAUGUGGCAAAGCUUUUAGCCAGAAAUCAAAUCUCAUUGCUCAUGAAAAAAUUCAUUCUGGGGAGAAACCCUAUGAAUGUAAUGAAUGUGGUAAAGCCUUCAGCCAAAAACAGAAUUUUAUCACUCAUCAGAAAGUUCAUACUGGAGAGAAACCUUAUGACUGUAAUAAAUGUGGAAAAGCCUUCUCUCAAAUUGCAUCUCUUACUCUUCAUUUGAGAAGUCACACAGGAGAAAAGCCUUAUGAAUGUGAUAAGUGUGGGAAAGCCUUCUCUCAGUGCUCACUGCUUAAUUUACAUAUGAGAAGUCAUACUGGUGAGAAGCCCUAUGUAUGUAAUGAAUGUGGGAAAGCCUUCUCUCAGAGAACUUCCCUUAUAGUGCACAUGAGAGGUCAUACAGGUGAGAAACCCUAUGAAUGUAAUAAAUGUGGAAAAGCUUUCUCCCAGAGUUCCUCCCUCACUAUACAUAUACGAGGUCAUACGGGUGAGAAACCCUUUGACUGCAGCAAAUGCGGAAAAGCCUUUUCUCAGAUCUCCUCUCUCACUCUUCAUAUGAGGAAACAUACAGGUGAAAAGCCUUAUAACUGUAUUGAGUGUGGCAAAGCUUUCAGUCAAAAGUCACACCUUGUUAGACAUCAGAGAAUACAUAUUCAUCAGAAACAGUGUUUGUAGUGUGAGUAUGGGAAAGCCCUUAGAAGGAAUUAACACUUUGUAGCACGUUACAUGAUUGGUUCUAGAGCAAAAAACUAGUGAAUAUGGAAAAGACUUUUGAGGACAUUCACGAAUUAUAAAACAUUACAGCAUUAUUAUCAAGGUAAACAGUUGUAUGAUAAAAUUGUUAAAAACCCUCAGCAGAUGCCUUACUCAUUAAUGGGAUUAAUACUGUCAUUCAAAUCUGGAAGAAGAUAUCUGCUAUUGGCAUAUCAACAUACUUCUUAAGCUCCCAGCUAAUAUAUUAAAAUAGAAAAAGAAGAUUGGGAAAAGAACCAUAAAAUAGCCUUUUAUGUAAACAUAGCUAAUUAAAAAUGUGCUGAAAAUAUGUAAGAAUAAAAAUGAGUUAUGAGACAUUUAUAUCUACAAAGAUACAUGUUGAAGGGCUCAAAACAACACCUAUAAAACUAAAACAAAAUUAUUUCUGAAGAGACUUGACAUUGUAUAAACAUGUUCUCUCCAAAGUCUCUAGUGUACUUCUACUCAAAACUUACACCAGUUAGUUAAAAGAAUUUCACAGACUGCUUUGAAAUAUAUGGGAAGCUAAACGAUCACAAUAGCUGAAAUAAAUUUAAGAAAGCAAAACAGCUAAGAAAAAUACACUAUGAUCAUUACAUACCAUAUCUAGAGCCAUUGUCAUUUAAAUUGUGCCAUUCUAUGAUUAGAUAAUCAGCAAAAACAAAUUGAACAUUGAUAGAACAAUCUAAGAACAUGUGGAAAUUUGUGUACCAUAAUGCUGUUAAAAUCAUUGUAAAAAAAAAAGGACUACUCAAUAAAUGGAAAGUUUAUAUGCACAAAAUGUUUGCUCUCUAUCUUAUACUAUAUACAAAAAUAAAUCCCAAGUAGGUUGAAGACCAAAAUAUAAAAUUAAAAUUCCAGAAUGCUGAUGAAAAUAAAGUGUGUUACUUCAGAGUAAUGGGAAUUUUUUUGAAACACAUAAACAAGAGACUGUUCUGUUUUGGUGUAUUGGUCUCAAAAGUACACCCUUAUAUGUACAAAAAAUAUACCUGUCACUAUGUUUACUGUAUUAUGGCUUUUUAUUGCCCUAAAUUGGAAUAUAAGCUUCUAUCAAUAGAGGGAGAGAUUAAUACCAUAUGUUUAUUUCUACAGUGGGAUAUUAUACAGUAUUUAAAAGAUACAAAAUUUGCACGUAAUUCAUGGUUUGAUCACGGUAUAUUGAGAGAAAAAAUUCACAAUGAAACAUUAACAGUGUGAACAACAGCACUUAUAUAUCAUAAUGGUUGCCUUUGAGGAUAUGAAAAUGUUUGCUGUGAACUGUUACAUUGAUCUGUAAUAUUUCAUAAUAAAAGGAUGAGAGCAAAUGCCAUAGUUUUAACAAGUCUGGUUGUCCAAAUUAAAUGGAGCUUUAAAAAUAUUUUGUUUUUAUUUUUCUAGUAUUUUUAGAAUAAUCAUCAAAUAAGGAAAAUAGAGUCCAGUUUUAAAAUGGAUUUUUGAUCAGCUAACAUUAAUAGAAAAUCUCAACACAAAAUACUUCUUUUAAACUGUUCACAUUAAUUUGGAUAAUAAAAAUCAACUGGAUUAUGUUUGCUUGAGACUAACUUAAAAUUUUAAAAAUAAUCUUGUUUUAAACACAGUUUCCUUCCCUACUUGAAAACUGAAGGAACAAAAGAACUACUUAAUUUUGGGGAUAAUUGACUGCAUUUGGAAAAAAUGAACUGCAUUCCAGUUGGUUUCAGCAUAAGUGAAAGGGCUCAAUAAGGCAUACUAGAAAAUGUGGCUAAUGUUUUAAUGUGAAUAUUUUCCAGUGUUAGAGCAAAAGCAUUUUUAACAUAGCUCAACACAACUUUCUUUGUUUUCUAGAUUCUUAAAUGAAUUCCAAAUAAAUUUAUGUAUGCCACAUAAAGGUCUAGUAGCUCACUCGUCUUGGAGGAAGCAUUGCUUUUGAACCUACAGGAAAGCUGGGUGUUCAAUUUGCUUUGUAAUUCACACACUUUCAGUAUAAACCUGAGCUGGGUUUUCAUGUAUUUUAGCUCUGCGCUGGUAAGGUGUCAGGGAAGAUUUAGGAAUACUCAUGUAAUAAAUACUGUAUUUGAGCUAGGAAUUGGAGCCCUAAGGUCAUACUUUUCUCUACCCACAUUUCUCUAGCACAGUUAGAAACCACCAUUCAGCCUCAUACUCAAUUGUAUGACCAAAGUGUUCUGAGACUUCAACUAACAUGUCCACUCAGAACCUUGUCUUUUUAAAAAGGUAUUUGAUUAGGAAUAUCAAAUGGUAGAAUUUAUGUAUCUCUUGCCACAUGAAUCAGUGUUUUAUUACAGAUGUAUAAGCACUAAUGCCUUUAAAUCAUAUCAGAUUAGAAAACCAAUACUAAAAACACACAACCAAUGAAGAAAGCUCAUUUUUCAGAUUGCAUUGCUCAAAAAAGACUCUUGGUUUCAAAAUCUGUCAGAUUCUCCACUAGAUUUAUAUAUAAUUAUAUAAAAUAUUAAAUCAUAAAAAUAUAAUUAAAAUGUUAUAUAAGUGUGAUAAAUAUUAUGUAUUAAACAUAUGGCAUGUACCUAAGUUUGGGAAUUAUAUGUGUUUAACAAUUGAAAUUUCAGCAGAGGGUUUAGCUCAGCAGCACAAUCCCCUGCCUGGCAAGUACAAGGUUGAGUUUGAUCCCUGAUACCAAAACAAAUAAACCAAUUGAAAUUCAUAAAAACAAAUAUUAUAAGAAAUUAGCUCAUGAAUUGUGGGGACCAGCAAGUCUGAAAUCAGUUAGUUAGAAAAUUCAACAGGAGUUAAUGCUACAAUCUUGAAGUAGACUUUCUCUGCAGUUUUUUAAUGCUGUUACAACUUUCAAAUGAUUGGAUGAGGCUCAUCCACACUGAAGAUGAUCAUAACCUCAACUUAUAGAUGUGUAUUCACUUUCCCAUUGCCGUAACAUAAUAUCUGACACUACUUAAAAGAGGAGAUAUUCAGUUUGGCUCACAGUUUCUGAGAAUUCAAUCCAUGGUUGGCUGGCUCCAAGGCAAAAACAUCAUGGGGCAGAGCAGAGCACUUUAGUUCAUGGAAGCAGAACAGGGGAAUAGCCCCAGAGAGAGUGAGGGACCAGAUAUGGUUGCCAAUACCAUGCCCCCAUGACACACCCAGAAGUACUCCAUCAGUUCUCUUGGCAGACCUAGUCAAUCUAGUUGACACCACCCUAACUAUAGGCUGUACACCACAUUUUCAAAAUACCAUGAAGGGAUAGCCAGAUGCCAGCAUUUUCCCAUGAGUUGAUGCCAUUUGCAGACUGGGGGAAGAGAACAAGAAGUCAUCAAGAAGUAAGCCCUCCCUGCAAAUCAGUACCAUACGUGGGCCACUGGGGGAUACAACCAGAUGCCAGCCUCUUCCCAUGAGUUAGCACCAUUCACAGACUUCAAGGGGGCCAAAGAAGCAAGGCUUUGUGCAAAUUGGUGCCAUGCAUGGGCCGCUGGCAGGGGUGAUCAACCAGACACCAGGCUUUCCUCAUGAGUCAGUACCAUUCAUGGACUGUGGAUGAGGAGAACAGGAAGUCACCAAGAAGCAAGCCCUCCCUGUGAGUCAGUACCAUGCGUGGGCCACUCCGGGGAGAGUCAGUGCCAUAUGUGGGCCACUUGGGAGAGCCCCUUAUUGCAGGCGGGCUGGGAAAUAAAAAGAGCCAACCCCCUCUGCCCCCUGCCAUAAGCGACUGGUUAAUCCUGAGAAACACAGAUGCAAAUGGCUAUUGAGGUGGAAUACAAAUUAAUGCCAGUAGUGUUUAGUGUUUCACUAACUUUGUAGGUCUAAAGCUGGUGGUCUGAUAUCUGUACAGAAGAUGGCAAUACACAAUGUAGCUUCUAUGGGGGAUGCCUUCUGAGGGUGGUGGCCAUUGUUGAUUCCCUAUUGUGUUUUGAAGUCUUGUAUCAUUUUCAUUGUUUUGUUGGGUUGGGGUUUGUUCUAUUUUGUUUUGAUUUUGUUGUAUCUGAUGGUGUGGUCAGCUAUUUCAGUUAGCAACAUAUAGUAGUCAUUUUGGAUUUACUAUUACUUGUUUUGAAGUCCUAUAUUGCAUUGAUUGUGUUGUUUUUAUUGGUUCUGUUGUGUUUUGUUGAUUUUUACUAUGAGGGUAUCUACAGCUGUUUGGAGGAUGGCUGGAGGUAUUAUGGUAACCAUUGUUGAUUUCCUGUUGUUUUGAAGUCCUGUGUUGCUUAUACUGGUUUGUUUUGAUUGGUUUUGUUCUGUUUUGUUUUACUUAGUUUUAUUCUCUUUAAAAUAAAAAAUACUUUGAAAACAGUAA